Molecule: messenger RNA, 1303 nt
Organism: Dermatophagoides pteronyssinus (European house dust mite)
Lineage: Eukaryota; Metazoa; Arthropoda; Arachnida; Sarcoptiformes; Pyroglyphidae
Gene: Cdc37
Product: cell division cycle protein 37
Biological process (GO): protein folding; protein stabilization
Cellular component (GO): cytoplasm
Molecular function (GO): protein-folding chaperone binding; protein kinase binding; heat shock protein binding
Source: RefSeq, a predicted model, not a curated record
UCAUUUCGAUUAUUUUUUCGUUAAUUUGUUUGUUUUAAAUAAGAAUUAUAUCGUAAUUAAGGUUUUUAUUUAUAAAUUCAUUAUCAUCCAAAAAGAAUGGUUGAUUAUAGUAAAUGGAAAAAUAUAGAGAUAAGCGACGAUGAAGAUGACACCCAUCCUAAUAUCGAUACGGCAAGCUUGUUUCGUUGGCGUCAUCAGGCUCGUAUCGAACGGAUGGAAGAAAGAAAACGACAAAAAGAAGAAUUGGAACAGAAAAGACGUGAAGUUGUAAUGAAAAAGCAAGAAAUUGAAAGUAAAAAACAACAACAACAAACUGAUUCGAAUCUUGAGAAAGAAUUGCAGAAAUUACAAUUAGAACAAAAAGAACUGGAAAAACGUGAACAAGAGAUCGAGAAAGCUGAACGAAAUGCACCAUGGAAUGUUGAUACUAUUAGUAAGGAAAGCUGGAGCAAAACGGUCAUAAAUAAACCGAAACCACGUGAAGAUCGUUCAAAAUUGACCGAUGAAGAAAUCGAACAACGAUAUAAAGAUUUUGUACAAAAAUAUGAAGAUAAAGUAAAAGAAUAUGCUAUGAUUUCAAAAUUUGAUGAUGCUAAACAAUUUUUAAUGCAAAAUCCAGAUCUUGUAUGCGAAGAAUCAUCGAAUUAUUUAACAUAUUGGUGUCUAAAUCUUGAGAUUGAAGGAAAACACGAUCUUAUGGAAUAUGUUUCCAAACAGGUCAUUUCGUUGCAUUAUAUACUUGAACUUAGUAAACAGAUGAAUAUCGAUCCCCGUGGAUGUGUAUCAUCAUUCUUCACACGAAUACAGCAAGCUGAUAAAUCCUAUAUGGAUGCAUUCGACGAUGAAAUUCAGGCAUUUCAACAACGUAUUGUCAAUCGUGCUAAACAAAAGAUCGAAGAAGCAAUCAAAGAAUGUGAAGAAGAAGAACGACAAAAACGACUUGGACCCGGUGGUCUUGAUCCACAAGAAGUAUUUGAAUCAUUGCCCGAAUGUUUACAAAAAUGUUUCGAAUCACGUGAUACAUCAUUGUUACAGGAAACAAUAAUGACAUUGGAACCCGAACAAGCAAAAUAUCAUAUGGAAAGAUGUGUUGCUUCGGGUCUUUGGAUUCCCGAUAAAAAUAAAUUAAAUGAUGAUAAUGAUAAUGAUAAUAAUAAUAACAAUGAUAAUGAUGAUAAACAAAACAACGAAAAUAACGAGGAAAAAUAAUACAGCAAACCGCUGAUUUUGAUGGAUUUUUCUUUAAAAUGCACACAUUCGCAAACACACACACAAACAAAAUAUGAUUUUUAAUCAAACGAAA